AUGGGCAUGAGCUACCGCCGCUACCUCGCCGGAGCGCGCAUCUACGGGUGCUCGAACUGCAAGACCCACUUGGCUACCAUCCACUCGAUGAUAUCGCGAGCAUUCAACGGUCAGCACGGCCGAGCAUACCUCUUUGACGUCGUCGUAAAUGUCAUCGAGGGCGAGCCCAACGACCGGCAAAUGACAACGGGUAACCACACUGUCAGGGACAUCUACUGCUGCAAAUGCGGCGUCACUCUGGGAUGGAAAUAUGAUCGCGCGUACGAGCCCUCGCAGAAAUACAAGGAGGGCAAGUACAUUCUCGAGCGCAACCUCCUGGUCGACGUGCAGUGA
Molecule: messenger RNA, 333 nt
Organism: Sparassis crispa
Lineage: Eukaryota; Fungi; Basidiomycota; Agaricomycetes; Polyporales; Sparassidaceae
Product: Protein yippee-like
Exons: 4
Coding region: 1-333 (110 amino acids)
Cellular component (GO): ubiquitin ligase complex
Source: RefSeq, a predicted model, not a curated record